AUGGGGAUCCCUGGGCUUAUCAAUGCGAUUGGCACUGGAGAGCGCAUUUCCUUGUCCAGAUUGGCCGUAAAUCACCUGGAACGAACCACACGACCGAUCCGAAUCGCGGUGGAUAUUUCGAUAUGGCUAUUCCAGGUCCAGGCUGGGCGCGGCGGCACGAACCCCGAACUACGCACCUUGUUCUAUAGACUGCUGAAGCUGCUCGCUCUGCCUAUUCACCCGCUCUUCGUGUACGACGGGAAGCAAAAGCCCCCUUUCAAGCGCGGCAAGGCAUCUGGAGGCAGUGCAGGUAAUCUACCGAUCAUUCGGCUGUCUAAAGUCCUGGUGGAUCUCUUCAAGUUUCCGCGCCACGAUGCUCCCGGGGAGGCGGAGGCGGAAUGUGCCAGGUUGCAGACGGCCGGCGUCGUGGACGCAGUGAUGAGUAAUGAUGUUGAUGCUUUGAUGUUCGGCUCGUCGUGGACGGUGAUGAACUUUUCGAAGGAGAGUGGGAGUGGUACUACUGCUGCGACGCAUGUCACUUGCUACCAGAUGGGUGAUGGGGAGAAGAACCUGGCAAACGCCAAACUCGAUCGGGCUGGGAUGAUCCUAUUCGCGAUGCUUAGUGGAGGUGACUAUCUCCCGUCGGGGGUCCCCAAAUGCGGGAACAAGUUGGCCGCGCAGAUCGCGAGAGCCGGGUUUGGUGCAGACCUCUUGGAAAUUAUCAACUCGAACAGCACAAACAUCGAAGCGGAUCUAAGUGAAUGGAGAGAGAGGCUCCAAUUCGAGUUGGAAGAGAACGAGAGUGGUUACUUCACGACGAAGCACAAAGCGGUUCGAGUUCCCGAAGCUUUCCCGGACAAGACAAUUCUAUCAUUCUACGCCAAACCGGUAGUAUCUACACAGAGGGAGAUAGAAGGUUUACGGGACCGUUUGGUGAAUGCUUGGGACCAGGAUCUCAACCCCUUAGAACUGAGAAGAUUCGCAGCGAAUGCUUUUGAUUGGAACUAUCGCUCUGGAGCGAGAAAGAUGAUCAGGCUAUUGGCCGAGCCUCUCGUCUUGUUUAGACUUCGGCUGGGAAAACCAGCAUCUGCAUUUGCCGACAAUGAGCCUAAGCUGUCUGAUGUCGAUGGGCCGAUGCUGCAGAAAGUGUACAAGAGCCGAACAAGCUUCAGCACGGACGGAUUGACAGAGCUGCAGCUACACUUCGUUCCCAUCGACGUUGUUGGCUUGGAUUUGUUCGCCGAGGAACCUAACCCUCCGCUGCCUUCGCAGGAGACUGCGGCGACCGUUUCGGGCGAUGAAGAAGAUGUUCUGGAGGAGCCAGCUGUCCCUCAGUCGCCCGUAAAGAAGCGUGUGACGAAACGAUAUGACCCCCUAGCACCGGAGAAGAUUUGGGUUUUCGAAACGCUGGCCUUGAUCGGUAUUCCGGAGGUGGUGGAAAAAUGGAAAAAGGAGGUCGCUGAGAAGUCUGCGCCAAAGAAGCCCGCUGCCCGAAAGACUGGACCGAGGAAGAAGGGGCCAAUUGAUCCGGGCAUGAAGAGAGGAAGUAUCCUCAAGUACGGAACUCUCACCAAGGAGCGGUCGGAGAUCUCUGAGUUUAGGAACGCUUCACUCUUUGAGGCUGCCAUCUCAGGGACACCGACAAAGAACGGUUCGUCGCUGGGGCAACCCGGUGGCUCAGUUGCGCCUAUUGGUACUGGUACGUCGUACGGGAAUGACCUUGGAUUUCAGAUGCCGGCAUUCAGUCAAGAUCUCGGAUUCGACGACCUCACAGACCGAUUCUCCUUAUCCUGCAAUGUCUCCCCUGAUGCAGGCAUCAAGCGACAUCCUAUGAUGCGUCGGUCUCGUGCGUCUGGAAGAAGAAGAGCCGUUGCGUCUGGGCCGGAGGUUGAGACGGACAUCGCCAGUCCAGAGAUUUUGGAUUGCCCAUCCCCGGCAGCCGUCCCCCGACUCCGGAUGAGUUAUUCAAAUUCUAGUUGCGAGGAGUCAUUGGUAGAGAUUCCAGCACUCUCUCCUGGCUAUAAGACUCGUCGUCCGAAAUCAAAACCUACUACGAAACACCAAGAUAUCUGCGAGGUACAAGAACUGGAGCAGGCCGUAUCAUCAAUCACGAUUGAAGACGUCGAUGACAGCCAAAAACAGAACACUAAAUCUCGCUCUCGUUCUUCAAGGCUCGAACCCGACACUCCGAAAAGAGAGACGCGAAAACCGAAAACCAAAGAGCCCAAGCCAACCAGCCCCUCUCGUGUCCAGAAUCUUCUGGAGAAAGCAUCUCUUGAUAUGCCUUCGCUGCGAAGACAGCAACAGAAAAAGACACAGACACCGGAUGAUGAAACCUUAAGUUCUCAACAAGAGACUACGAAACCAACCUCCUCCGAUGAACAUCAUCCUGCCACUCCUUCGCACCUGGACUCUAUCGUCGUUUGCGAUGGCUACUGGACAAUCGACACCGAUCCGGAAUCUGAGCUGGUCUCAGACGGCAAGAAGCGUGGUAGAAAGCAACGCUUCCGACGCGUCAGCGUCCUGGAUUUAAGAUAA
Messenger RNA from Aspergillus affinis, 2517 nucleotides. Its product is annotated as crossover junction endodeoxyribonuclease. Bases 1 to 2517 code for a protein of 838 amino acids. Gene Ontology annotation, molecular function: crossover junction DNA endonuclease activity; 5'-flap endonuclease activity. The record is from RefSeq and is a predicted model, not a curated record. NCBI's taxonomy places the organism in Eukaryota, Fungi, Ascomycota, Eurotiomycetes, Eurotiales, Aspergillaceae. The transcript has 2 exons.